AUAACUGACACGUGUUUACUUCCCAUGCUUGUUUGACCACGACGUACGUGUAGAAACACCAUUGCUUUCAUUAUAUACGUAUUGACAGUGGAGGUAAAAGCAACAUGCUUCUGUUUCUGGCGAUCCUAUUCUCUGUGCACUCAGUGGGAGCAGUGUGUCCAUUUGGAUUUGUCCGCAAUGCCAACUCCUGCUACGCUUUCAUUGCUGAAGAAAUGUCGUGGGACAAAGCUCAGGACUUCUGCCUCAACAAGUACGGAGCCCAUCUGGCCGAGGUAGAAACAGCUGAGGAGAACACGUUCCUCGUGGACUACCUAAAUAUCCAUACUCAUACAUUCUACGGCUACGACCUGUGGUUGGGAGGGACUGACAAUACAUUUGAUAAAACCUGGCGCUGGUCUGUGCUUUCCAACGCCAGUAUGACGUACACAGACUGGUCCCCAGGACAACCAGACGGUAGUUUCCAGGGAUUAGAGCGUUGCCUGGAACUGGAGUCCACGUAUAAAUUGAAAUGGAACGACGACGACUGCUACGAUCACGACAUGUUCAUCUGUGAACGACCAUUUAAUCCCCCGAUCCCUCCUUUUCCUGGUGUUGGACGCUAAACAGGUGAUCGAUCUGCCUCUCGAUGGGCGGCCAAGAAUUAAGCUCUUUAUACAUAACAUAGAAUAAAUGGUUCGAAAUUUA
Haliotis rufescens (red abalone) is the source of this 684-nucleotide messenger RNA. RefSeq names its product perlucin-like. Gene Ontology annotation, molecular function: signaling receptor activity. The record is from RefSeq and is a predicted model, not a curated record. The coding region runs from base 105 to 602 and encodes 165 amino acids. NCBI's taxonomy places the organism in Eukaryota, Metazoa, Mollusca, Gastropoda, Lepetellida, Haliotidae. The transcript has 5 exons.